This is a messenger RNA of Kluyveromyces lactis, 1839 nucleotides long. RefSeq lists its product as uncharacterized. The transcript has a single exon. The coding region runs from base 1 to 1839 and encodes 612 amino acids. Gene Ontology annotation, cellular component: growing cell tip; plasma membrane; cell division site. The record is from RefSeq and is a predicted model, not a curated record. NCBI's taxonomy places the organism in Eukaryota, Fungi, Ascomycota, Saccharomycetes, Saccharomycetales, Saccharomycetaceae.
AUGGCCAAGAGGUUUACGUUCGGGUUUGCAACCCUUUUGUUUUUCCUGCAGUGUGUGGCAUUAGCCUUUCUAAUUUUGGCGUGUGUUUCUGCACCGGUUUUCGAUAAUGUCAGAUUGGCAAGUUUCGAUGGGAUCCAUUAUGGUGUGUUUGGAUACUGUGAAGAUGACGGUGGUUCAUGUUCUUCUGCUCAGGCGAAUUAUCACCCGGAAAAUUUGGAUGACGAUGAUUCGAAUUGGAAGAUGAAUAACGAUUCGAGAAAAGCCUUGGGUAGUAUCUUGAUCGUGACACCAAUCGCUGCUGGGUUAACGUUUUUAGCAUUGGUCACUAGUUUCCUAUGCCAAUUCAGGUUCUUUGAUUCGAGCACUUUCUGGUUUGUUAUGAAUUUCUUGUUCUCCAUCUUGGCAUUUUUAUCGUCUGCUCUUAUCUGCAUCGUGGUGAUCCUUUUGUUUUAUCCUCACGUUACGUGGUACUCGUAUAUUUUAAUUGCUUCUGCUGUGUUGAAUUUGGUUUGCUUGCCGUUAUGUUUCUUUGCUCGUUCUCAAACGGCUUCUAAUAGUAAGAACGGACUUGUCGAUGAAGAAGAUGAAGAUCGUUCUUCAACGUCUAUCAGAGACAAAUUUUAUAAAGAAGAGUUUAAUCAAACAGAGGUGACUAAUUUAGAUGCUCCAUCCAUUCCGGAUUAUUAUAAAGGCUCGAAAAUCGUCACCAGCAACACUUUAAACUCUAAUACUAUCACUGACUCAGAUGUGCCCUCUUCAUAUAUGAACAACGGCAGUGUUGCUGCAACAACAGCAAACACUGCCGUAGUACCACCGCAAGGACUAGCAACCAUGGCAGCAGCAAAUAGUUAUCAAAGACACAGUAACAAUAACGAUGCCACUUUGCUUCAUAAUGCUGUUCCAAAGCAGCCGUACUCCGCUAUUAACCAAAGUGGUACCAAUUCAAGUAUGAAUUCCUCUUCUAGGGCUUUGUCUUCUGGUAGAAUUACGGCACCAAACAAUAAUUACAGCCAGCAGAAUUUCUCUCAGAUGGGAGAAAUUGGUUCGUUGGCUCCAUCAUCAGUUUAUGCUGAACACAUAGCCGGUGGUAGUAGUGGGGUAAUAGCAUCAGACCUUCAACAGGGCAACAAUAGAGGACAGUCACAAGAUGAACUCACACAACCUCCAAAGACUCAACAAGACGUAUUGCAGGAUAUUAUCAAUGGCGUCUUAUCCGAGGAUGAAGAAGAAUUCUUGAAACAAAAUACUGUUGAUCCUAGUGAAAGACCUGCAAUGGACACUUUUGAUGAUGAUGGAAUCAACGACGAUGACUCUCAGUUCACAUCGGUCUCUCAAAGAGGUAUCAAUCCAAAUUACUACCAGGGAAGAGGUGGUGUACAGUAUAUCCCUCCUACUCAUGGUCCACUACAGAACCAAUUACAAGGUCAAGUACAAAAUCCUGCUAUGGCUCAAGGAAUGGUUCCAAAUGGUAUGCAUCCUACGCAACCGCCAGUUGUCGGGGGACAGUAUUACCCUCCACUUCCUAACCAAGCAGGUCCGCAACAAGGAUACUACCACCCUCCGCCACUACCAGUACAGCAACAACAACCACAACAACCACAACCUCCGUAUUCGGCUGGUCCGUCUGCAUCAGAUUUCUUAUUACAAUCAAACCCUGAAUUCUCCAUCGGAACUGGUCCAGCAUCAUACGGAAAUAGCCAAAGGAGUGCAGGGCUAAACUCCGCACCAGCAUCUUCAAUGCACUAUAAACCUGCUUAUAGGAAAAGGCUCCCAAGAAAAAAUAACCUACCUCUGCAUCCAUGUCAAGAGACAGUCCCUAUGGAGCAUUUUAAGUUCUGA